ACUUCCGAUGUAAAUUGAAGCACCACGUGUCCAUGACGUCUGAAUGGGGGUACUUUAGUAACCGGAGCGAUAUACACCUAGGUUUAAUGACGUGUUAUUAGUAGUAAAGCCAAAAAGCGCUGUCUUUCUUUUAUGUAUCACUGAGUGGCUCUUGUUCAGCAAAAAUCACUGUUCUACAAAUGGCAGUCUGGACAUGGUUCCCGAUAGUGACGGCUCUGCUGCUGGUCAGCCCCUGCUUGAUGGUUGUGAAUGGUGACUGCGGCCCUCUUGUGGUAGAGAUGGACAGGCUUUUAGCAGAGAGAACGCAGCAGCAGCAUCUGCAUGCACUUUUCCAGAAGUACGGUGAGAAUGGGACGAUCUCACUGUCUGGUCUGCAAAGGCUGCUUGAGGGGUUGGGACUAGACCGCAUCAGGAGAGUUACAGUGCAGCACCAUGGAAACAAACAUGAACACACACAUGCACACUCACAGACACAUACACACAAACACACCACACACAUGCAUUCUGUUGGUAGCAAGAAGGAUGAUGAUGGUUCUAGUGUGGAGAAAAGUAUCUCAACCUCCAGUGUAAAUCCUGACUCUAUUUCUGUGAAGAAGAGCCAAUUAGAUAUUCACCACAAUCUCUAUAUAAAGAGAGAUUCUGAUGCCUCCGCAAUCCUGACCACACCGUCUUAUGUCGCUAAAUCACGCCGGUCAGAACGCAGUUCUGACAACCUUAUGGACUCUUCCCAACCAAAUGCAACACGCUCAACCACCACCUACCACACUGAGAACACAUCCACACACAACCUGGAUGACCACAAUCACCAUGACAAGAAUGAGCAUACUCCAUUAAGCUCUAACUUCAGUCAAGAGUGCCAGAAUGCCACCAUGAUUCUGCAGACGCAUGGCAUGUCCCAAGAAAUGACUCUCUCUGUUAAUGACUUCAGCUUCCUUUGUCCUGCUCUUCUUGUGCAGGUUGAUUUUAAGUCCUGCCUUCUGCAUGCUGAGAAACAAUCAGAACAUAAAGAUCACUUUCACCAUCACCAUGAUGAAGCUAGUGGAAAAAGCCAGAAGAAUUCUUCCAUUUACAUGGCUUGGAUUGGAGGUUUUCUCUCCAUCACAAUCAUCAGUUUGCUGGCUCUGGCAGGUGGAGUCCUAAUACCGCUUAUCAACAAAGUCUGUUUUAACUUCCUACUCAGUUUUCUGGUUGCCCUUGCAGUAGGCACGCUCAGUGGAGAUGCCCUCCUGCACCUUAUCCCACAUUCUCAGGGUCACCACAAGCACCAUCAUGUUGCCAGUGAGAGCAUGGAGCAUGGUAUCCAUGGCAACAGUGAAGAUACGCUUAAGCCUGUUUGGACAGGGUUGACUGCAUUGGGGGGAGUCUACGUCAUGUUUCUCAUCGAGCACUUUUUGACCCUUGCAAAAAUGUUCAAAGAUAAAAAACAAAAGGUGCAGAAGAGAGCAGACUUGGCUGCUGAAAUGUUAGAUUCUCAGAAUGUGCCGGUUACAGCAGACCCUAAUGUCAAACCAGUUGAUGAUUCUGAGCUGAAUGGCAGACAUGCAUGGGGACAGGGUCUGCCAGAGGAGGAGGAAGUGAUGUUAUCUCAGGGUUGCUACACCGAUGAAGACUGUGAGAACAAGUGUCACUCCCACUUCCACGAUACUGUUGGCCAGUCAGACGAGCAGCACCACCAUCACCACAACUACCACCAUAUUCUGCAUCAUCACCACUCUCAAAACCAUCAUCCCCACACUCUCACACAUAGACAUACACACUCUUAUUCUGUUCAACAUUUCGAGAAUGCAGGGGUUGCCACCCUUGCUUGGAUGGUCAUUAUGGGGGAUGGCCUGCACAACUUUAGCGAUGGGCUGGCUAUAGGCGCAGCCUUUACAGAGGGUUUGUCUAGUGGUCUCAGCACCUCAGUCGCUGUGUUCUGCCAUGAGCUUCCUCAUGAGCUAGGGGAUUUUGCAGUUCUGCUAAAGGCUGGAAUGUCUGUGAAACAGGCAAUUCUUUAUAAUUUGCUCUCUGCAAUGAUGGGCUACCUGGGAAUGGUUACAGGCAUUCUGAUUGGACACUAUGCUGAGAAUGUGGCCAUGUGGAUCUUUGCUCUCACAGCUGGACUCUUCAUGUAUGUUGCACUGGUGGACAUGGUUCCAGAGAUGCUACAUAACGAUGCCAGUGAAGCAGGCUUCAGUCAUUAUGGAUUCUUUGUCCUGCAAAAUGCCGGGAUCCUGCUUGGUUUCGGCAUCAUGCUUGUCAUUGCCAUGUUUGAACACAAAAUUCAACUCAGUAUUGAAUUCUGAUCACUGCCCUCAGUUAACAUCUCUGUCCUAUUUCAUACUAAAACCUAAUUCUUUCACCUGUACCUUUUAACCUUUGGUUCAUUUUACAGAUGCAGAUUUUGUUUAAAAACUUUACAGUAUUUGGGAGAGGAUGUUUCAUCAUUGUAAAGUUUCACUGUCUUGGUACGAUACAUGCAUUAGUGGCAGUUCUCUUGGCAUACAGGAACCAGCAAUAGUUUUACUCUUUGCGGUGUAUGUUUUUGGUUGUCUGCAUGGUCAUCUGAGACAACAGAAUGCUUGUGCUGGAAUUAAGCUUAAAUUUGCAUGAGCUUAGCAUAUAGUGAUGAGGUUAAUAUAUAGAAUAAAUGGUUUUGUGUGUGAGUGGAAAUUGUAAAAUCAUCAUGUAGUUAUUUAUGUAUGCUGCACAAACUGCAUCAGUAUUGUAAAAAUAAAACAGAAUGGAUUCA
Molecule: messenger RNA, 2731 nt
Organism: Hemibagrus wyckioides
Lineage: Eukaryota; Metazoa; Chordata; Actinopteri; Siluriformes; Bagridae
Gene: slc39a6
Product: solute carrier family 39 member 6
Exons: 11
Coding region: 180-2285 (701 amino acids)
Biological process (GO): zinc ion import across plasma membrane; intracellular zinc ion homeostasis
Cellular component (GO): membrane
Molecular function (GO): zinc ion transmembrane transporter activity
Source: RefSeq, a predicted model, not a curated record